This is a messenger RNA of Aplysia californica (California sea hare), 4207 nucleotides long. Its product is annotated as serine/threonine-protein kinase Nek4. Gene Ontology annotation, biological process: protein phosphorylation. The record is from RefSeq and is a predicted model, not a curated record. Gene Ontology annotation, molecular function: ATP binding; protein kinase activity. NCBI's taxonomy places the organism in Eukaryota, Metazoa, Mollusca, Gastropoda, Aplysiida, Aplysiidae.
AUUCUAGACUAGAUUCUAGAUUUCUCUAGAUCUAGAUAUAGAGACGUUUACAGAGAGUCGAAGAACUAAAAUAUCUUUGAAAGUCAACAUAUUUCAAUGGUUUGACAGCAGAGAUAAAGUGAAAAUAAAAAGAAAAAAAGAUCCAGGCUGACUGGAGUCUGACAGUAUACCUUCAGAUCUCAAAGACCUAGAAUCUACCCCUGGUAUUUUAGGAGAACUACAAGCUCAGAAUGGGGAAUGAAGAUUUUGACCGAUUAAGGGUCAUUGGAAAGGGCAGCUAUGGAGAAGUGUGGCUUGCGAAACACAAGAAAGACAAAAAGCAGUAUGUCUUAAAGAAAAUGAAUCUUGGAAAGGCAUCUCGAAGGGAGAGGAAAUCUGCAGAGCAGGAGGCAAAGCUACUGUCUAAGCUCAAGCAUCCAAAUAUUGUAUCAUACAAAGACUCAUUUGAAACAGACAGCGGCUUCCUGUACAUAGCCAUGCAAUACUGUGAAGGAGGAGAUUUGUAUGCCAAGCUCAAGGAGCAGCGGGGCCAAGCUCUGGAGGAACGACAGGUUGUGGAAUGGUUUGUGCAGAUUGCCAUGGCCCUGCAGUACAUGCAUGAGAGAAAUAUUUUGCACCGGGAUCUGAAGACUCAGAAUAUCUUUCUGACCAAAAGUAAAAUCAUCAAAGUUGGAGACCUUGGUAUUGCCAGGGUUUUGGACAAUGCCAGCGACAUGGCUACAACUCUGAUUGGAACACCGUACUACAUGAGCCCAGAACUUUUCUCCAAUAAACCCUACAAUCACAAGUCUGACGUGUGGGCCCUGGGGUGCUGUGUGUACGAGAUGACCACUCUGAAGCAUGCCUUCAAUGCAAAAGACAUGAACUCACUUGUUUACAAAAUUUUGAAAGGAAGAAUGCCUCCUAUGCCGGGCAAGUACAGCUCCGAGCUCCUUGUUCUGAUGCGUAGCAUGAUGCACCAGGAACCUGAAAAAAGACCCAGUGUCAACCGGAUACUCCGUGACCCAUACAUCAAAAAGAACAUUGCCAUCUUUCUUGAAGACACCAAGAAGAGUAGUCGAAGGCCAUCUUCUGCCAGCCAAGUCUCCAUCCCUGCCCCCUCUCGCCCUUCCUCGGCAGGAUCAUCUCGCAAAAACUCACUGCCGUCUUCCGGUGCAGCUUCUGGGGGUGGGGAUAAGAGUUCCAGAAGUUCCCAGUCUGAAUCAUCUUCUCGCAGUAAAGCCAAAGAUGAACCAGACUCUCCCCGAGAUAACUCGGCACCAGCAGAUCUGGCAGCAAAACCUCCGCCAGCAAGGAAGUCACAAGAGGCAGCUGCGCCAAGGGAUCUGGAGCCAAUCAGGGAGAAGGGGGAAGAGCCUCUCAAGUCAUCGUCCUCUGAGGCUGGUGACACGCAAGACACGGUGGUGCCUCAAACUGUGAAAGAGGCAAAAUCUCCCAAGAAAGAAGGAGCUCCGAGGAAAAAGAAUUUCUUAAGAAACCAUAUGAGGAACAAAUCGGAUGAGGGUGAGAAAGCCGCAGAGGGGGAUAAGAACGGUGGAGGGGACAACAUCAGUAAACCUCCAUCCGGGGGUGAGAAGAGAAACAGCAAGCCUGUCGCUGUUGUAGAACCACAGAAACCUAGGCUGGUGAAGAAAGAAGACAAGUCUAGGCCAGUGCCCAUGCCGCGGGCUGAAGAGAGCUCAGGCUUGCCGCAGCGCCGAGACGACAUUCUGCCAGCAGACGGCAGUCGUCGCCCUGUGUCCACCGACUCGUCCAAGAGCUCUAGUGUGUCCAGCUCCAAGGAGGAUAAUGGAGGUCUGGACGGAGAGACGCCCAGGAGUUUACCCAACUUGUCUGCCAGACAGCGAAGGCGUCAACAGAAGAGUGAUACUGCUGCAUCAUAUGAAAACCCCAACACGGCCCGCAUCAGACUCCGAAGAACCCCCGAGAGAUCUGGGUCUGAGAAGGUCACCCGAGCUGAGAAAGCUCUUCCACCAAAACUGAUGCGGCCACAACGACCGAGACACGCCCGGCAGCCAUCACUGAAUGACAGUACUAGUUCUUCGGAUGAGUCACAGAAAGUCUGUGAAGUGGAGAAAGAUAAUUCUCAAGAAAAAGAACUGAAGAGGGAAAACAAGGAAAUGAACAACUUCAUUAGUCUACUGGAUACCACACUGCACAUGAACAAUGUUCGAGGAAACUCGGACGAUGAGAAAGAAGAAGAGGAGGAGGAGGAGGAGGAGGAGGAGUUGGUACCUGUGGAAGAGGAGCCAGUGAACUCUCGUGCCUCCACCCCUCCCACCCCGCCCUCCCAGAAACACCCUCACCCAGACCCUGCUCAAAUGCACAAGUCUGUCUCCAUGCCCAGUGUGGAGACACUCACUAACACAUCCAGACUAAUGGACAGAAUACGAUUGCUACACAAAGACUGCAUUCAAGGUGUUGGUUAUGCAUCUCUGAAGAAAGCUUACGAAAUUCUGGAUAAGAUCGAUGAAGAUGAAGUGGAGCCAAAGCUGGUGGAGCUGCUUGGCAUGGAAAAGUUUGAUGAAUACGCCGGGAAAAUCUGGCAGCUCAAGUUCUGCGAAGAAGCCUUGUUCAUGACAUGACCGCUCACAGCUGAAGCUCGAGAACAUUGAUUAUAUCCACUCGAGAUGUUGAUCGCAUCUCACCCCAGCUGGCGUUUUUUAACUGCAGCAAUAUCAUCUAUUUAUUACAAUCGCCUUUCUAAAAAUGGAGGGUGACUUAUUGGUUGUGAGAACUGAAUUAGACUAAGAGGUUGUUCUUUUCUGGAACAUUCUGGAAUUUCAGAUAGCUUAAAGCUUUCCACUGUAGGUAAUGUGGGAUACAGUAACCAUUUUUUUGUGAACAGCGUAUAGUUUGUAACCCGCGAAGAGCUUUUGUGCUCUAGAUUUUAUUGUCAAACAAUUAUGGUGUUGUUCAGUGUUUCAUUGACUCUCAGCUCUGCUGCCUGCCUUUGUGAGAGGAUAUUUCUAUCCUUUUCUCUGAGAAUGGUCCAUUGUGGUAUACUAAGGGUGGGGACUGUCUUAUGAACAAUUCUCCGAACGUCACAAACGUAAUGUUCCAGUACUAUGAGAAUUUCAUUUUCACCUCAAAAGAUUGACCUGCACAUGAAGUGCUUUAGAGAGCAUCUAUGAGGUUUAAUUCAGCUGUGGAAACAUAACUGUUAUUCUAAUAAAUGAGAUAAAGGGCUGAAAAUGUGUUAGAUCUCAAUAUGUGAGCAUGCCUUGUGAAAGGUAACAAAAGAGGCAUUUGCUCGAACCGAGAUAUAUCAGGCUUCAAAGGUCAAAAAUAGAAUCUUUGACUAAAACUAAGUGCCAUUAAAAAUGGAUUCUUUAGCCGUUCAUAUAUCGAUAUUUACAAGGACUUGAGCUUCUUUUACUUUAAAUAAUAUUUUUAAAGAUGUUUUUUAAACACAAGGUAUAUUGCAUAAUCCCCAAAAAUAUGCAAGAAAAAUAGUUUUCCAAGUAAACAUUGCGGAUGGUUUCUCUUGUCCAUUCAUAAAGUCGACCCAAUCACAUUGCAUACCAAAAUUUAGGUCAUUGUCUCCCCUCUCUAGUGGCAGGUAGUGCACAUGAAUAUCUAGAGCAUGUAAACAAAGCGAAGCUUUGCGCAUCCACACCCUUUGGUUUUUUUGGAUAGCAAACUUGUAUUGCUUUUUUCUGCCCUUCGCAAACCUAGAUCUAUUUCUUGAAAAUUCUUGUUCAAGGUGGUGGUGAAUUUGUUUGAAGACGUAACAUAAACACAUUGAAGCUGUUCUUUUGUCUUAGCUGCUUUUUAAAGUUGGUUUGUGAGUAGCGAAUGUGUUGUCAGGUUUCUCGAAGUGUAGAUCUAUCUAUUUGAAGCUGAAACAAAGGGAAACUUUAAAGCCGUUUUUGUCAAAACUUUGUUUCCAUACCCUGUCUUACAAAAUCACCCAUUUCUCAAAAACAACUGAAGAUAUCAUAAAAAUUCAAAAAGCAUAUUGUUCAGAUAUGAUCUCUGUACAUGAAAAUGCAAAAAAACGGGAUUCUUCAAAAUGCGCUACCUGGUACUUUUCACCAGGCACACACACAUAUGGUGACGUCGCCGAUUCAAGACACUUGCUAAUAAGAGCUUUUUAUUAUAAAACAAAUAAUGAAUACUUCAAAUUUAUUUUAUCUGCAGUAUACGUUCAUCAUAUAAGCUAACAAGUAUGUACUUUGCCCAGUGUACAUAUAGAAUUUAAGAA